Molecule: messenger RNA, 4509 nt
Organism: Athene cunicularia (burrowing owl)
Lineage: Eukaryota; Metazoa; Chordata; Aves; Strigiformes; Strigidae
Gene: PFKFB3
Product: 6-phosphofructo-2-kinase/fructose-2,6-biphosphatase 3
Exons: 16
Coding region: 38-1513 (491 amino acids)
Biological process (GO): fructose metabolic process; fructose 2,6-bisphosphate metabolic process
Cellular component (GO): cytosol
Molecular function (GO): 6-phosphofructo-2-kinase activity; fructose-2,6-bisphosphate 2-phosphatase activity; ATP binding
Source: RefSeq, a predicted model, not a curated record
UGGGCCGCAGCUUGCCAAUUCUCCCACUGUGAUAGUGAUGGUUGGCCUCCCAGCCCGUGGGAAGACCUACAUCUCCAAGAAGCUCACUCGCUACCUCAACUGGAUCGGUGUCCCAACAAAAGUUUUCAACGUGGGGGAGUAUCGCCGCGAGGCGGUGAGGCACUACAGCUCCUAUGACUUCUUCCGCCCUGACAACGAGGAGGCCAUGAAAGUCAGAAGGCAGUGUGCCCUGGCUGCCUUGAGGGAUGUCAAGCUGUACCUGACGGAGGAGGCUGGCCAGAUUGCGGUUUUUGAUGCCACCAAUACCACGCGGGAGAGGAGAGGGAUGAUCCUAAACUUUGCCAAAGAAAACGGGUUCAAGGUGUUCUUCAUUGAAUCUGUCUGCAAUGAUCCCACGGUAGUUGCCACCAACGUUAUGGAAGUAAAAUUGUCGAGCCCUGAUUACCGGGACUGUAAUUCGACCGAUGCCAUGGAGGACUUCAUGAAGAGGAUCAAUUGUUACCAAGCCAGCUACCAGCCGCUUGACCCUGAUGACUAUGACCGGGAGCUUUCUCUCAUCAAAGUCAUCGACGUUGGCCGGCGGUUCCUGGUCAACAGGGUUCAGGAUCACAUCCAGAGCAGGAUCGUUUACUACCUGAUGAACAUCCAUGUCCAGCCCCGCACCAUUUAUCUCUGUCGGCAUGGCGAGAGCGAGUUCAACCUCAAGGGGAAGAUUGGAGGUGACUCGGGCCUCUCCAACAGGGGCAAGAAGUUUGCACUGGCACUGAACGAGUUUGUUGAGGAGCAGAACCUGAAAGACCUCAAAGUUUGGACCAGCCAGUUAAAGAGGACGAUCCAAACAGCAGAAGCUCUCCAACUGCCCUAUGAGCAGUGGAAGGCACUCAAUGAAAUAGAUGCUGGUGUGUGUGAAGAAAUGACGUAUGAAGAAAUCAGGGAGCAGCAUCCAGAGGAAUUUGCUUUACGUGAUCAGGACAAAUAUUACUACCGCUAUCCUUCUGGGGAGUCCUACCAAGAUCUGGUGCAACGCCUAGAGCCGGUCAUCAUGGAGCUGGAGAGGCAAGAGAACGUCCUUGUGAUCUGUCACCAGGCCGUCAUGCGCUGUCUCCUGGCAUACUUUCUGGACAAGAGUGCAGAUGAAAUGCCCUACUUGAAAUGUCCCCUUCACACAGUGUUGAAGCUGACCCCAGUGGCCUAUGGCUGCCGGGUGGAGUCCAUCUCGCUGAACAUCGAGGCGGUCAACACCCACAGGGAACGGCCAGAGGAAGCAAAGAAGGGACCUAACCCGCUCAUGAGACGUAAUAGCGUUACCCCUCUAGCAAGCCCAGAGCCCACCAAAAAACCUCGCAUCAACAGCUUUGAGGAGCAUGUGGCUGUUUCUUCCACCCUGCCAGGCUGUGUUCCUCAGGAAGUGCCCACGCAGCUGCCGGGACAACCUUUACUAGGGAAGGCAUGCCUACGACCCGUUUGUCACUUUCUCAAAGUUUUCUCUUUACUAAUAUUUCCAAGAACAUGAACAACUCGCAGAAGCCGUCGUGACUCCGUUGGCGCUGUCGCGAGGCCACCAGCGACGCCACUGGCGCCGUCAGCUUCCCAUCCCAUCGCCAUUUCCGAAGCUUGCUUAUAAACCGGUCUCCUCCGUCUGCGGCGAGGUCGACCCUCGGCUGCUUCUACCCAUGCCUGUUCAUCUGCAAACUGCUCUGCUGAAGGGGGGGAGAUGCAGGAGAGCGGAGGAGAGGAGCCAAGCUCCCCAGGGUCACCACCAGAUCUUUAACCUGCAGCAUUUGCUCUCCUCUCUGGCGUCCUGUUAGAUCGUAGCAAGCUGUAAAGUGCUUCUAGCGCACAGGAGUUUAAUUUUCCUCUGUAAGUGGUUUUGAUCUCCUUUUGUAUAGACGAUUGGUACCCAUCCAUCUCCGGGUGGGAUGUAUAUAUGUGGAUGGUGCGGGGUUAGCAGAGAAGUAGGGGGAAGUGGGGGGGGGAGCAAAGAGGUUUUGCAUUUUUUUAUCGUUAUUAUUAACUACUUUUGAAGAAAGCCCCUGAUGCGUUGUGCUGCAGUGAUUUACCCAUGCUACAGACCGUUGCACACGCAAAGCCUGGCUCACCCAGGCCUGCGAGCACCAGAAAGGCAGUUGUGGGGAAUCCUUCACCGCAAGAACUGCUGGGUUUAAGAAAAACAAAUUAAAAAAAAAAACCCACAAAAACAAAAAAAACCCCAAAAAACAAACAACAACACAACAAAAAAUAUAUGGGUCUUUUUUCUUUUUUUUGAAUCAAUACGCUUUUAAGGGGUUUGCAGAGAGUAUAGAUCUGCUUCUAAAACCAGUCACGAGCUGCCUGUAGUGUAAGAGGAGUCACGUUGAUCCUGGCUCCCGUGAUGCUUUCAUCUCGGGGAGAAGCCAGGGGAUGCUCGUGAGUUCAGGCGAGUGUCGAUUUUCUGGGGAGACUGAGCACUUGUUGAGGUGCUGUGCUGGUACGUCAUCUUCCCUUUCCUCUGCCUUGGAGGAAAGUGGAGAUUCUUUGGGGAAGGGAGAUUUGAAUCCCUGCGUCACUGCAGGUGGACAAGCUGAGCUUUAGACGCGUUUUACAGACACACAGGUCUCGUGGAGGUGGCCAGAGCUUUGGCCAGGAUGCAGGAGUCCCUGUGUGACUGCAAAAAGCCACAAGAAGGGACAGUUUUGUCUGUUCUUUUUUAAUUUAAUAUAUACAUGCACACGUGUGUGUGUGUGUAUACCUAGAAACCGCUUGGUUUUUGCACUUUAUUUGUGGCAGGAGCAUAACUAUUUUUUUGAGUCGUGCCCCUUUACAGGGGAAGCCUGAAUACAGGCAACAUUUUUUUUUUUUUAUUUUGCAUGCUGGAAAGCUGAGACUACAAAAAAAAAGUAGUUAUGGCAUUCAAGGUGUGUGUGUGGGGGAAAAUGGGGCGAGGUCCUGAAUUAGACUCCAUCAGCCAACUCUCAGUGGUUUGAUACACGAGAUCCCUUCUUGGCAGCCUGUCCCAGGCUGCGAGACAACAGUUAAAAAUGGCAUUUAACCACUAUUGCUUUGUGCAAAAGUCUGUGGAUUUUUUUUUUUUUUUUAGAGCUUUGGGUUGGGGUCUUUUUUUUUCUUCCCCCUACUCCCCUGUGCAGCAGCAUCUCCAUCCCCAUCUCGUGGUUUUUUGGCUGCACAGCUGCGCUGGAGGCAGGUGGUGAAGGCAACCAAGUUCUCUUGCAGCACUGGGCUGGUGGAUUGGAGAUGAGCAACCCUUUGGUUUCAUCCUUCCCAUGGCUUUCUCCAACCCCCUGGGUAGGAAACAACAUCCCUACAGAUGGGAGCAGAGUGGUUUGGGGAGAAACGAUUUUUUUUUUGUGUGUGUGUAUAUGUUUUUUUGGGGGGGUUGGUCUUGUUUUUCCUUUGGGAAAAGGCGAACCACAGUGCCUAGUGCUUCAGCCUCGUGCAGCCAAAGCGUGUGCUCGAAGCAGCACCCAUGGUGGGAGGGGGCUGGGAUGUGCUCGGUCUGUAUCUGACCGGGGCAGACAGUCUCAGCAGUGCCCUGCCUGUGUGAGCUUGUGCAUAUGUGUAUUAUAUUCCUGUACAGAUUAAACAAAGAACACUUCCCCCCUUUUUUUUUAAAUAAUAACUGCAUUAAAAGCAGACUUCUCCCCGUGUGCACAGUGGACAUCUGUCCUUUCGGUUUCUCUGACUUGGAGAAAAACAAAUGUUUUGGGAAGGCAAGUCACUUGUCUUUUUGGCCAGCUUCCUUAGGGAGUUUUAUCUUUCACCUCCUGCUACAAAAAGAUAAGCCGUCUGGCUGCCCCGUGAUCAAUCCUGUAAACAUGUAAUUCUGCAGUUGUUUUGGCGUGUAUUUGUGUGUAUAUACAUUUUUAUAUAUAUAUAAAUAUAUAUAUAAAAAAAAUCGAAUGGCUAACUUGAUGACCCUAAACUUUCUUCCUUUGGGAAUAAUAGAAGUCUCAGUAGGUCUACAAAAAGAUUAAAUUUGAACCUGGCUUUUUUUUUUUUCUCCAGCAAGGGAAAAAUUGGUUUCUGAGCAGCAGAGAAGUUCUCUCAUGCUGGAGGGCUUAGCGGUAGGUGGGAUGGUGUCAGCCCCAUGCCAUCACACUGCCACAGAAACUCCCUGCCCAUCAUUUUUGGUUAACAGAGCCAAGGACCAGGCAGUGAUGCUGCAGCAGGGUGGGUGGGGAGAGGGGACUUGUCAAACCACACCAAUGAUUUCUUCCCCCCUCUUUUUUCCUGGUUUUGUUUUCCUUUGUGAUACUUGAAUUUAUUUUUUUAUUAUUUUUUUGAUAGCGAAGCGCUCUUUAUUUAUUUAAUGUAUACUGCAAAGCUUUGAGAGAAGGGUAGUUACUUGGGAUUUUUUUUUUCCUUUGGAUUUGUGGUAUGUUAACUGUUCUGUAUAUACGUCUGGAAUAAUUGCCUGAUAUAAAGCUGUGCCAGCUUAAAAACAGGGUAUGCCUUUCAGAAAUUUGUAUAUUUUGCAGUUGCUGGACCAAUAAAAUAUCUUGUUGAAAUACA